This is a messenger RNA of Uloborus diversus, 1514 nucleotides long. RefSeq names its product adrenocorticotropic hormone receptor-like. The transcript has a single exon. The record is from RefSeq and is a predicted model, not a curated record. Lineage: Eukaryota; Metazoa; Arthropoda; Arachnida; Araneae; Uloboridae. Gene Ontology annotation, biological process: G protein-coupled receptor signaling pathway. Gene Ontology annotation, cellular component: membrane. Gene Ontology annotation, molecular function: G protein-coupled receptor activity. The coding region runs from base 37 to 1365 and encodes 442 amino acids.
UCCGUCGAGCGGUGAGAAAAUCACUCUCCGGAUAACAUGCGGGAACUCUCCCCCGCUCUGCUCCAGCUACAGCGCCACUUCAGACACGCGGCUUCGCGGCUGGAAGCUCAACACAUCACCUCUUCAGGACUUGUUGAUCAACCUACAGCCGCUCGAUUGCGUCACGGAGUUGAUUUGUUGGAAUGCCUGAAGCUCAACCGGCCAUUCGGACUUUGUCGCGAGUUUUUGCUCAACACCACCGUUCUCCAGCUCAAUGUUCAUCAGCCUGAACAUGAUGUCACUGGUCGCAAUGAAUCUUCUGCAACAAGUUCGCCUUUUUUGACAGUAUUUGACGAGGAGGAAGAAGACGUCAAGGAACUUUAUAAGACUGUUGUGCCAGUGAUGCUAAUCGGAUGUUGCUUGUCAAUGAUUUUUAACUUGUUCCUCGUCUUCAGCGUCCGAUGGGUGCGUAGGGUGUCACCAACACUCUGCUUAAGUUUGUCACUGGCAGUUGCCGAUGCCUACGCGUCGCUUGUGAUUGGUCUUGGCCUGAUAGUAAACAGCUUAUUACCAACGGUAUAUGGCUUGACGUUGGGUCUUUACAACUUGUGCUACAUCCUCGUUCUUGAAGCAUUCAGACUUGGCGGAGUUGUGAUCAUUGUUCUCCAUUUGCUAGCACUAGCCAUUAACCAUUACAUAGGAAUCCUCAGACCACUGCACUAUCAUGCUAUAGUCACCAGAAGAACUGCUAUGAUUGCCAUAGUGAUUAUGUGGUUGUUACCUGUUGCGUUCUUCAUGACUUACUUUUCUUUGGUUCCAGAUGACGGGUUUCAAUCGAUAUAUUGCUCACGAUAUGAUUUCCUUCUUCGCGUGCCAUUUCGAGUCACAACUUCCGUGUUGUUCUUUGUACCCCUUCUGCUGAUGUCUGCCAUGUACGCACACAUGUUCGUAGUGGUCAGAAGACAUCAAAACGGCCUUGUACAGUGUCCUUCGAGUAGGCAGCUACAUAAAAAUGUCAAAGCCAUUAUCACCACUCUCCUUAUCCUUGGGACGUACAUCCUUGGCUGGAUGCCUGGUGUAAUUUUCUUCGUCCUUACUUGUCUUGACUGUCCGAUUCCCUUUCCACAAAUACCAAUACCAACCCGUGUACCAGUGCUCAUAUUUAUCAACUCUAUGAUUGUUGCUAAAUCUUUCGUGGACCCUAUAAUCUACGUUAUUCGCAUGCCAGAGAUUAAAAGUGCAGUUUCCAUGAUAUGGAAAACCCGUUGCGGUUUCGAUUCAUCUGUUGCAACUGAUAUUCCACUGCACUCAAGGACAGAUGUAAACCGCUUGACUUUCCAGUUAGCUUCAAGAAAGGCAAAAUUCAAUGGUGUGACGCGUUGUUGAGUAAUGAUAUAUUAAAAAUGUCUUUACGGAUAUCUAUCUAUAUCUCCACGAAUAUUUCUUCAAUUUAAUAACUUGUAAGUGGUAAUUUAUUUUUGAAUUUGUGUGUGUUUUAAUUGUUAUUCUAUUUAAGGCAUAUAAUAUUAGUGAGA